Aplysia californica (California sea hare) is the source of this 1548-nucleotide messenger RNA. Its product is annotated as dye-decolorizing peroxidase YfeX. The coding region runs from base 124 to 1419 and encodes 431 amino acids. Gene Ontology annotation, cellular component: cytosol. NCBI's taxonomy places the organism in Eukaryota, Metazoa, Mollusca, Gastropoda, Aplysiida, Aplysiidae. Gene Ontology annotation, molecular function: heme binding; peroxidase activity. The record is from RefSeq and is a predicted model, not a curated record. The transcript has 4 exons.
GUUACUAGAAUCUUCGUUGCUAGGAUAAAUGGGAGCGACAACCUAGCGUCUUUACUGCCGCCGAAACAUAAUCUACGCCUUUGUUUAUUUUUGUACAAAAACAACAUUUUCGCCACAGCCAAAAUGUCUGUAUUUUCAAAGGCUCGCUUUUUAGCGCCUCUGCUCGCUGGGACGAAGAGACAGGCCUUAUCAAGCGGGUUGAAAGUCAACUCGUCAAAGACCUUUGGAGUUGGCUCUGGCGUCUGCUGCAUGGGUAUAGUAUGUGCUGGAGCUUUGUAUUUAAAAAAUCAAAAUGAAGAGAGUAGUAAGAGCAGUUUCUGGCCUCAAGGCAAACUCAAUUCUAUCCUGAAAUUUGCUGUACCGACUGUUUAUGGAAAAGGAACCAGGGAGGAAUUUCUGACCGCACCAGCCACUCCUCCUAUAGGAAAGACUGUUAAAAAUACAUCUCUCUGCCACGAUCCGUGCGCUGCUAAGAAAAAGCCUAGAAAGAGUUGUCAAGUUUCGCAAUGUAAUAUUACAUCUGAAGCCAAGUGUUACUCGCUAUUUUUGUGGAUCUCGAUUAAUCCUUCAGCUAAUCCAUGUUGCGUUGCUAGAGUAGCGGCAGACAUCGAGAGCGCCAUUGACUCGGUGACAGAACCAUGUGAAGACCCUUCUCAGGAAGUUGUUGCAGGCGUUGGGUUUGGGCCCAAUUUUUAUUCUCAAGUCAUGGGAAAGACCUGCAAGAACUUCUACUACUCUGCACGUAAAGGCGCCAACGGAGAACUUCCGAGCUCCAGCGGAGACGUAUUUCUGCACGCCAAAUGCAACAACAAAGGGAAGUUGUUUGAUUUGUGCAAAAACUACAUCUGCAGUUUUCCAGAGGGAUCAAUCUGCGAGUUCGAAGAUGUUUAUGGGUUUGACUACCAAAAUGGGCGCGAUCUCUCUGGCUUUUUGGACAAUCGAACAAAUCGUUGUGACGAAGAAGGGCUGAAGGACGUGGCCAUUGAGUGUGAGACAGGCGGUAGCUAUGCCCUCGCCCAGAAGUGGGUGCACGAUUUCUGCAUCAUUCGGCCAGAGAAUAAACCAGCACUAGAGAAGUACAUUGGCAGAGACAUGGACUGCGGCAAAGAGCUCAAAUGCAAAGGACCCUCCUCGCACGUGGCUCGCAUGACAGGCACCACAGAGCAGAACGCCACUCCACAGUACGAGAUUGUGCGCCAGUCCCAGAACUACGGGAGCCUCGCCAACGAUGCUGGAAUGUUUUUCCUGGCAUUUGCCUCUGACCCGGCCGCCUUUGAGUUCAUGCUGGAUCAGAUGGUCGGUGCCGGCUGUGACAAUUGCUGCGAUGACGUCAUGAAGAUCUCCAAGAACGUGAAGGGAACCUACUGGUACUUCCCGAGUCUGCGAGAGUUAUGUGCCCUUGUCAACUCGAAGCAAUAAUUCCCUUAUAGUUGUUCGUUUGAGAAGAAAAGACGAGGACUAUGGGCCCUCGUAUGUUCCAGUGAGCCCUGUUCAAGACAUUCAGUCGGGCGGUCAGUCCCUGAAUGCUAAUAAAAAUGUUCUGAUUUA